Molecule: messenger RNA, 3670 nt
Organism: Oncorhynchus mykiss (rainbow trout)
Lineage: Eukaryota; Metazoa; Chordata; Actinopteri; Salmoniformes; Salmonidae
Product: vascular endothelial zinc finger 1
Biological process (GO): regulation of gene expression
Cellular component (GO): nucleus
Source: RefSeq, a predicted model, not a curated record
AAAUGCUUUCAAAGUGGAACAGUCCAAGGGUUACAGGAAGUUGUAGCAGCUGCCAUGUUUGGCUGCUUUGUUGUAGGUUUCUUGUAGGUUUCCUGCAGAUUUUUUAGGUGUUGCAAUGGAACCGAGCUGGAGUACAUUUCUAUUUCAGCAGGCCAAUGAAGCCCUCCACCACCAGCACCAGGUGGCCCAGAACAGCCUGCUGCCGCUGCUCAACUCUGGAAAUGAGCCGGUGGACCAGAAGCCUGUGAUGCCCAUCCCCCUGGACCAGAAACCCCCCGCCAGUGCCGCAGAGCUCCUCAAAGACAACGUGGCCAGCGGGGCAGGUGGCGGCAGGGGACCCAUGCCCGUGGUGAAGAAGGAGCACAAGAGCAAGACACCCUUCAUCUGUGGCUACUGCAACAAGGCCUUCCGUGACAGCUACCACCUGCGGCGCCACGAGUCCUGCCACACGGGCAUCAAGAUGGUGUCGCGGCCCAAGAAGACGGCCCAGACGGCCCCCACCAUGGUGCCCUUCAUCUCCAGCCUGCCCAGGGAGAACAGUGGGCAGCCCUCCUACAUCUCCACCAUCGCAGGCAUCCUCACCACGGCCACCACCUCCGUGUCCUCAGCCUCCAGCAUCAUGUCUCCAGUCUCUAUGAUCAACGUGCCGCAGCAGAGCCAGCCCAAGAAGCCUGCCAAGCCUGUGAAGAAGAACCAUGGCUGUGAGAUGUGUGGCAAGGCCUUCCGAGACGUCUACCACCUGAACCGUCACAAGCUGUCCCAUUCGGACGAGAAGCCCUUCCAGUGCCCCAUCUGCCAACAGCGCUUCAAGAGGAAGGACCGCAUGACAUACCAUGUGCGCUCUCACGACGGUGGAGUCCACAAGCCAUACGUCUGCUCCGUGUGUGGGAAAGGCUUCUCCAGGCCAGACCACCUGAGCUGCCAUGUGAAGCAUGUCCACUCCUCAGAAAGACCAUUCAAAUGCCAAGUAACGGCCUGUACUUCUGCCUUCGCCACCAAAGACCGACUGCGCUCCCACAUGAUCCGACAUGAAGGGAAGGUCACCUGCAACAUCUGCGGCAAGAUGCUGAGCGCAGCCUACAUCACCAGCCAUCUAAAGACACACGGCCAGACCAACUUUAACUCCUGUAACAAAGGGGACUGGCAGUGGAACUCCUCAGGGGGACGAAAAGAUAAUGACAUUCACAACUCUGCCUCAGCCACACCUGUAACAGCCUCCGCCCCCAUCACCACCACGAUGAACCGGGGCAACUCCAUCAACAACCCUGUCACAAUAGCGGCGCAAAUGAACAUUUCCACCAAUACAGUUAACGUCAGCCUCCAACACCCAGUCACCAUCACUGGGCCCGUCAACAUCGCCUCGGUCAACAUCCCUACCACGGCACACAUGAAUAUCGCCCACCCUCUGGCCAUCAGCACCCCCAUGUCCAUGACAAUGUCCGGGCCCCUCAAUAUCGCCAUGAGAUCCAUGGAGAGUAUGUCUUUUCUGUCCCAGGUCCUGCCUUCGUCCCCACCCUGGUAAAAACAAAACGAGAUGGAGAGAAAAGGAGAAAAAUGAACCAUCUUUCCCUAACCCUCUGGCCCCUGACCCCGUGCCCCUUCCUCAGACAUGGAAAUGAACGUUUAGCCUACUUGUGCCAUGCAGUGGAGAGAACUACCCUGUCACAUGGCUCCACCCCAACCAAUGUUACAUCACAGAAGAGAGAACCAGAACAGUUGUGUAGAAGUUAGAUAGGGUUUUGUCUAUUAUCGGAAGGAUGUCAAACCUAGAUGUAGUGAGUCGGAUAAUGUUAAACAGUGAUGUCAACAUUCCAGUCACAGUAGGAUUAACAAGAGGGGGGGGGGGCACAAGCCUCACAUAAACACCCAUACCUUUGCAAUGGGAGAAAAAAAAAUCAACAUUUAAAAGGACUAAUGCAAUAAGUAUGAAUUGUUGGUUUUAUUGUUCCACAAGUUAUCUUGCAAAGACAAUGUGUUUCUUAUGUUUUAUCUAUAGCCUGCUAAUCCGUAUUUAAUGUUUUUAGGAGAUGAGUUCAACAGAAGGGACAAAGACUUCCAUUUGGACGGAAGGUUAUUCUUUUUUUCCACAUCUGUGUAUCCUUGUUUUUCAAAUUGGAUGUAUGCUCUUGAGGUACAUUGACUAACUUGUACAGUUGUCAUGUUAAUGUAUUAUCACCGUCAACAAUUUAUUCUGUAUUUUGUUGAAGUGGAUAUCUGGACAUUGUCCCUGUUGACUGUUAAAUAUGUAUAAUUAGGAUAGUUAUUUUCUCUUUUAUUAGGGAUGGCAGAGGUGUUUCUUUUAUUUGGUCAUCAGUUGAUGUCAAUUGUUUUAUACAAACUGAGAAAGGAACUAGUCUUGCACUGAAAGCAUAUCCCAUGUGUAACUAAACAGCAGUAUUAUCAAAGAUCAAAUCGGAGUGUUAGGUAACCAGCCUACAUAAUAACAGGGCCAUCUAGUGGUUUACAAAUGCCAUUGAGGGAAUGGUCCUGAAGUUCACCAAUGUUUAUUUCUUAAACUAUUAUUAUCAUGUUGGUGACAGAUUAGUUUUGUUAGAAAUAUUUUGUAACCUUUUAUAGUUUUGUUUUUGAGGACCCCAAAAGUUUGGACCUUCUGCUCAGGAAACUCGCUGAGAGUAGCCCAGUCAACUUUAUUUUAGGUUUUAAUUGAAUACAUGUCUAACUUAAUCCUGGUCUUUCCCAUGUUACUUUGUAAUAUUUAACUCACCAUAUAUCUUUGUUUGUUAAAAGAAAAAAGUAGAAGUCCUUCAAAGACUAGGGAUCCAAGAACUCUUAUUUUUGUUAACAUAGCCGUCCAUUUUAAUAAUCUUGUAAUCCAUUUCAGUCUCCGCCUGUGUCAUGGUGAUUUAUGGACUGAUGUAUGAAGAACAAAACACUAAUGAUUUCUGAGAAGGGUAUGAAAAUAAUGAAUUACUAGAUCAUGUUGUAGUGUUGCUGCAGCCGAAGGAAGGCCAGGAUUUAGGCAAGUCGGGCCAGCAUGUCCUGGGCAGCACAUCUCUGACAUUAUGGCUGUUAAGACCCAUAGAUUACCAUUACUAGAUAAGACUUCUUACUUGGCUAAACCUAAGGAUGUUCUCUCUAACAGUUUUCUUUGUUGAAUGCCAUAUCACCGUUGCAAGGUUUUUGUGCUGUGAGAGGUAUAGUAUACUCUGUCCUGAAAGAACACACACACACACAAGAUGCAUGUGAGUUGUAUUUCCCUAUGAGUUUUUUCAAAGAAAGUCCAAUGAUGUGUUUUCUUAUGCAUUGAGUAGAUGCACUGUAAUUGCCUAUUCUGCUUGCCAAAUUUUAUACAAUUAUGAGAUGCAACUAAGUGAAUAUUUUGAAUUGAACGUUUCAGCAUUUUUAACAAAAAUUAAAAAAUGAUUUGGAAAUUAUUGGGACACCUGUGAAGGCAGUUGAAUGUAUAUCUUUGUACAAAACAAUUUUAGUUCUGAGGAUGUGGUAGUUAAAAUACUAGACAAGUGAAAGAUAAUCUUUUGUAUUAGAACAUUAACAGCGGUAAUUUUGUAUAUAUGAAGACUUUCUGAUUAGCAGAAAGGUAAAACAUUCCUACAUUUUUUUAAAUGUAUGUUUGUCAAAUUACGUAAACAUGCGCAAUGUUUUAUUUGCCUUCUAUUUGGGAUGUCUAAAUAAAAUGACUAAAACAUGA